This is a messenger RNA of Tachysurus vachellii, 5326 nucleotides long. RefSeq names its product copine-8. Bases 68 to 1813 code for a protein of 581 amino acids. The transcript has 20 exons. Gene Ontology annotation, molecular function: calcium-dependent phospholipid binding. Gene Ontology annotation, biological process: cellular response to calcium ion. The record is from RefSeq and is a predicted model, not a curated record. Gene Ontology annotation, cellular component: plasma membrane. Lineage: Eukaryota; Metazoa; Chordata; Actinopteri; Siluriformes; Bagridae.
CGCGCGCGCGCAUACAGCGGCGUCAGAGCUCUUCGCCUUUUCUCAGAAAGGGGUUGGACAGUAGUACAUGCGUGUGUGUGAGUGUGUGAGAGAGUGUGUGUGUUUUCCUGCCACGAUGAGCAGCUGCAGCUUCGUGAACAUGGCGACAAUAGGAGACUUCGACCCGCUCAACGCCACCGUCCCCGCCACCAAAGUUGAAAUCACAGUCUCUUGCAGAAACCUGCUCGACAGGGACACUUUCUCCAAAUCAGAUCCAAUCUGUGUGCUGUACACCCAAGGCAUCGGCAACAAGGAAUGGAGAGAGUUUGGGAGGACAGAAGUCAUAGAUAACACGCUAAACCCAGACUUUGUGCGCAAGUUCAUUCUGGACUACUUCUUCGAAGAGAGACAGAACCUUCGGUUUGAUCUGUACGAUGUGGACUCAAAGAGCACCAAUCUUUCCAAGCAUGACUUCCUGGGACAGGCAUGCUGUACUCUGGGUGAGAUCGUAGGCUCCCUGGGGAGUCGAAUAGAGAAGCCUCUCGGCGGCAUUCCUGGAAAGAAAUGUGGCACCAUCAUUGUGAAGGCUGAGGAACUGAACAAUUGCAGAGAAUCUGUAAUGAUGCAAUUUUGUGGCAACAAGCUGGACAAGAAGGAUUUCUUUGGCAAAUCUGACCCUUUCCUUGUGUUUUACCGGAGCAACGAGGAUGGAACAUUCACCAUUUGUCAUAAGACUGAAGUUGUGAAGAACACCUUGAACCCUGUAUGGCAGGCCUUCAAGAUCCCUGUCAGAGCCUUGUGUAAUGGAGACUAUGACAGAACAAUCAAGAUUGAAGUGUAUGACUGGGACAGAGAUGGCAGCCACGAUUUCAUUGGCGAGUUUAGCACGAGCUACAGAGAGUUGUCCAGAGGGCAGUCCCAGUUUAAUGUGUAUGAGGUCAUUAAUCCAAAGAAAAAAGGCAAGAAGAAAAAAUACCUCAAUUCUGGAACGGUAACACUUCUGUCAUUCCUCGUGGAUACUGAAGUCACCUUCCUAGACUACAUUAAGGGCGGGACUCAGAUUAAUUUCACCGUGGCAAUUGAUUUCACCGCCUCAAACGGCAACCCUGCCCAACCAACUUCCCUGCACUACAUGAGUCCAUACCAGCUGAAUGCUUACGGCAUGGCUCUCAAAGCUGUAGGAGAGAUCAUUCAGGACUAUGACAGUGAUAAGAUGUUCCCAGCACUGGGCUUCGGUGCCAAGCUGCCCCCUGACGGGCGUGUAUCCCACGAAUUCGCACUAAAUGGAAACCCACAGAACCCAUACUGUAAUGGAAUAGAUGGUGUAAUGGAGGCGUACUACCAAAGCCUGAAGUCUGUGCAGCUUUACGGCCCCACCAACUUCUCCCCCGUCAUCAACCACGUAGCAAGGUACGCUGCAUCUGUGAAAGACGGUUCUCAGUAUUUUGUCCUCCUCAUCAUCACAGACGGAGUCAUCUCUGACAUGGCCCAGACCAAAGAGUCCAUUGUUAAUGCUUCAUGUCUUCCCAUGUCCAUUAUCAUCGUUGGGGUCGGACCAGCAGAGUUUGAUGCGAUGAUUGAGUUGGAUGGGGAUGAAGUCAGGAUCUCGUCCAGGGGCAGAUAUGCAGAAAGGGACAUUGUGCAGUUUGUCCCAUUUCGGGAUUACAUUGACCGAACAGGGAACCACAUCCUCAGCAUGGCGCGUCUGGCAAAGGAUGUGCUGGCCGAGAUCCCAGACCAGUUCCUGUCCUACAUGAGAACCAGAGGCAUCAAACCUUUACCCGCACCACCUCCAUACACACCACCAGGACAGCCGCUACAGACCCAGAUCUGACCCACUCUCAUUUGUAUUUCUCUCUUUCUCUCUGAAGAUCCAAAUGAUGUGGAGGGGCACUUCUCCCCUUUCAUUAUCUGUCUCUCUCAUGUUGCACUAUAGGCACUAGAAGGAUGAAGACACCGUGGCCAAACAGGGCCAGUGAGGCCUGAUUUACUUCCAUUACAAGCGUUCUUCUGUCAGGGUCUCUCUCUCUCUCUCUCUCUCUCUCUCUCUCUCUUUCUCUCUCUCUCUCUCUCUCUCUCUCUCUCUCUCUCUCUCUCUUUCUCUCUCUCUCACUCUCGCUCUCUCUCUCUCUGUUACUUUCAUUCUUUCUCUUUGUCAGAGCCUGGCUUAUCUCUUGUAGCCUCACUAAAAUGGACUGAGCUUGACCUUUGUUCGGGCUCCAUGUUGGACUGAGGAAAAAAAGAAGGGAUCAGUUGACAUUGUUUUGUCGGAGCUGCAUGCUUUUCCAGGAGAAGGGCCGAGGUUCUUAGUCCUCUGGCCACAAAUCACUCGACUGUUGUAAAUAACUUUGGAAACUGAUAAUUUUCCUUUUACUUAUGUAUAUUCCUCUCUCUUUUUCUCUUUCUCUCUCUCUCUCUCUCUCUCUCUCUCUCUCUCUCUCUCUCUCUCUCUCUCUCUCUCUCUAUCAGCUCUCACUCAGUGUUUACAUGUUGAUGAUUUUCUUACUGUUGGAUACUUUUAUAUAAGCGUAAACUUUCAGUAUGAACUUUGGAAUACAACUUCUAUCUGCGUUUUGUCUUUGCCACGCAUGUCAGGCACUUACUGUCACAUUAAGCGCAUUGCAUGGCAUGGAGUAAGCUCCGCUUCGUGGUGCAUGAAGGCCAUGUUUGACCUCAUCCUUUUUUUCUUUCUCAGUCUUUCUUUCCUUUAUUCUUCUCCUUCUCCUCUCUCACAUCACCCUGGCACAAGCGUGGUAUGUGUGUGUGUGUGUGUGUUUGUGUGUGUGUGUGUGUUUGGAAAAUAUGUUGUGUCAAAACUUUAGCAGCUGCUCUCAAAUAGGAUUUGAGACUAUGAGCCCAGUGGUCAAAAACAUAGAUGCCAUUGUUUUUCUUCCAUUUCUGUCUUGUUCAUAGUUAGCAAAAGACAGUACGGGUGUUUUAUUGGUUUGUAAAUCAGUGUUGUUUAAAAAAGAGUCUUAUUAUCAUUUAAAUUAUUCAGAGUUGCCCAAUGAUGUGGAUAAAAAGCACAGUUCAUUUAAUUCACCUGGACAUCGUUGGUGCAGGAUUUGAGUUUUCAUAGUACAAUAUUUCUCCAGAGGAACAUCUGUACUAACACAGAAUAAUAAGAUUAAUUAACCCCACUCCCAGACACCAAGCUAUUAUUAAAGCAUAAUUCAAAUUAUAACAUAAUAUUUGCAUUUAUUUCUAUAUUUAAUUCAGUGAAAUCUUCCUUCUAUGCUGCACAGCCUUAAACCACACUAGAAAGCUAAAACGAUUUAAAUCAAAUAUAUACAAGAUAGACACAAGAUGUUUUAGUAACCGGUCACGCCUUACUUUAUGAAAACUUGAUCAAAAAGAAUACUUAAUAUUAUAUAGGAAUAAUGCUUUGUAAUACAGAUUUUUCAGCUGGAUCGAUGUCUGUUGUGUCUGUAGUGUAUGUGAAAUUAUCACAGACUUAUCACAGAGAUUUCUAAACAUAACAAGCAUUUCAUAAGAAGAGUUGUUAUACACAAAUUUCAGCGUAAACACUACAUAACUUAAUUAUAAAACUGCUUUCACCUUCUGAAAAUUUUCUGCAAAAAAUAUGUAUUUAACUGCCCCAACAACUGAUCUUACACUUUUAUUGCUGAAUUUUAACUAAACAAGGUUUUCCAUUUAUUUUACAGUGCAGGAAAAUACAACAGAUUUUAGAGAAAUUCUUUAAAUAAACUCAAAGUUCAGUAUUUGAUAUAACUGGAAUAUCCUGGACCUCUCUUCUUUAUAAUGUAAUAAUUAAUAAAUUAAACAUAAAUCUGAAAAUAAAAACCUAAAAAAAAUAAAAUUAUAUACUUAUUAACAUUUAAUACCUUAAUAACAUUUUUGGCAACUCAAAAAUUCUGAUUUUUGAAUUGUACCUAAAACCUGUUUUUAUCAUUUUUUUUUUUAUUUUAUUUUAAACAAGUCUGUGAUUCCUUCCAGCCUCGGUUUCUGACAAGAUUUCUGUUACACACAAGCCUUGAUUUAAAAAUAAAUAAAUAAAUCUGUCAGUUUGAACAAAUGUAUGUUGGAGGCUUAUUAUGUUUCAAGUAGCAUUAAGUCAUUAUAAUUAAGCAUUGAAUAAUUAAUGGCCAAUAUUUGUCUUCUUUUUAAAGUCAUGUCUCAGGCUCAGUUUUUUUUUUCCACACACAAAAAAGCCAGAGUUCAGGCCUCUUUGCUAUUCAUUAAAUAAUGUGAACAGCAUUCAUCAGGGGGUUCUCAGAGUGGAAUGGCCGUAAGUGUGAACGGCAUAAUAUGUAGCAAAUUGAAUUUAACGACAAAAAUGGACACCUCACCAAAUUUAGCUUUUUUUUUUCCCAGUUCUGUAGUCACAGACUAGCAUAGCUGAGUGUAGCCGAGUGUUUUGGAUGAUGUCUGAUUCUACAGUGUUUCAUGUAGCUCAAUGCCUCUGUGAAUGGGAGCAUGGAUCACAACUUACUUUCUCAUUUGAGUUAGUAAUAUGAAUUUAAUGCCUGAUGAUAUGCCAUUAAUUGCAAUCAGGAAUUUAUACAAUUUAGAACUGAUUUACAAUCUUAAACAGUCUUAAAACUUUUAUAAAGGCUUCAUAAAUAUAAAUCUUAUACAUGCCGUGUAUGUGUGUGUGUGUGUGUGUGUGUGUGUGUGUGUGUUUGUGAGAAAGUGCAAACAUUAACAUCAGGAGUACCAGCUGAGAUUUUUUUGCUCCUUGGCAGCUACUUGGCUGCGCCCCUCAGUCCAACUAUGGUUUGCAAACUAGCUUUGCCAACCACAUUACUCUGUGUGUGUGUGUGUAUAUGUGUGUGUGUGUGUGUCUGUGUCUGUGUGUGCGGAUGUGCUGGUGAUGAAGAACUAAUCUGGCAGGAUCCAUCAGAGGUGUGAUUUCAUUCACAUAAACUCUUGUUUACUGAAAAUAUCCAAAUAUAUUGUAUGCUUGUCAUAUCUUAUUAUAUAAUGUGCACUAUGUUUGCAUGUACAGUUUUACAGGAGAUGCACUAGUUCUUUUUGUUAUUAAUAGAGUGUUUUUGGGAAAAAAAUGUUUUAAAAAUGUCAGAAUAUCUGUACAAAAUGGCCUUAAUCUCUCACUGAAUUCUUGGAAUCGUGCAAUGCCUUCAGAUAUGAAUUGUUCUAUAUUUUGUGUCAGUGUAGAAUUGCUUUCUAGUGUAUAAUCUCUUUGCACAGAUUCAUGUAUGAAAAAAAAAAACAUAUUGUACUUUUUGCUAAUCGUUGAUUAAUCCGAGAAAGCAUGAUUGCAGUACUGAUUGUCUGGUAAAUCCAUAUGAUUAAAUGACUAUUUCUGUAUCAAAGUAUUGAUUUUGGAAUAAACAUUCUUACUAAACACAGUGCAAUUAAAGAA